UUCCCGUGAGAAAGUGCUGCAUUUCCGAAUUUUGUAUAUCACAAUAAAAGUAUUAGGAGUUUUUCUAAUAUUUAUACCGCCUGCUUUUUAAAUGAGAUGUUCGAGGAUUUGCCUCUUGUUAUUUUACCAGCAUACUUUUUAAAAUAUUUUCAGUUUGUGCAGCAUGGCUAUUUGUGUUUCCGUUUGUCAAAUUGUGACUGGCACACUAAGGUUGCGGGUAAUUCUUAAGCGCUUUUGGAGCUGUGCAGUAACCGAAGGGUUUGUGGAUUGUAAAACUAAACGUAGAAGCUCAGUGAAAAAGAAAAAAGGAAACAGUUUAUUGACGUGUGAGGAUAGCCACUUUUCUUUGGAAGAACGGUUGGCAGAAGCAGUGACUCCACUGUGGAGAAUGAGCUAUGAGAAACAGCUUCAGGUGAAAUAUGAAGGGCAAAAGAAGACCCUCCAGUUUUUGGACGCUCACCUUAUUCAAAAAAACUGUCUCCAGCAGCCCAACUCUCAAAAUCAACAGCAGCUAAGCUUCCCAUUGUUGCCCACCGUGCCUUCUCCAGUAGUGGAGGGUUAUAGAAAUAAAUCAACAUUUUCAGUAAACAAAGGCCCAGAUGGCAAUCCUAAAACUGUUGGCUUCUACAUUGGUACCGGAAAAGGACACAAUAUUGUUUGUGUACAUGCAGAUCACCUCUUGAACUUGCCCGAAAAACACAAACAGGUGGCAACAUAUUAUGAACAGUUUAUUCAACAGUCCCCCUUAGAGUCGUGUAUUUUGUUCCAUAAAGGUGGACAUUGGCGUGAGAUAACAGUCCGCACGAGUACUCUGGGAGAUACUAUGGCAAUUGUGUAUUUUCAUCCACAGAAUCUAACAAAGGACGAUGUACAACCUCACAAAGAGUCUCUUGUCAACUUUUUUACCCGUGGAGCAGGAGCAGCAUGUCAACUGACAUCACUUUACUUUCAGGAAAGUUCAAUGACCCGUAGUACUAAUGAGCAGGCCCCCUACCAGCUUCUCUAUGGCAAACCCCACAUCUAUGAGGAGAUCCAGGAACUUAAAUUUCGUAUUUCACCCGAUGCAUUCUUUCAGGUGAAUACUUUUGGCGCAGAGGCACUUUUUAAGACAGUCAAAGAUGUGAGUCAAAGUGAUAAAGCCAGCACCUUAUUAGAUGUGUGCUGUGGAACUGGUGCAAUAGGCUUAAAUCUGUCUAAAGAUUUUAAGAAGAUCAUUGGAAUAGAAUUAAUAGAGCAAGCAAUUGAAGAUGCUAAAUACAAUGCCUCUCUCAAUGGCAUUUUGAAUUGUCACUUCCUGGCAGGGAAAGCUGAGGUGAUACUUCCCCAGUUACUCUUACCUUUGUAUGCUUCUGUACCCCAUGUUACAGUUGUGAAUCCAUCACGAGCUGGACUGCACUAUCGUGUGACCCGUGCAAUCAGAAACUGCCCUUCCAUUCGAAAGCUAGUUUAUAUCUCCUGCAAACCAGAUGGGGAAGCAAUGAAGAACUUUAUAGAACUGUGCGGUCCACCAGACCCCCAAAAAAAGCUCUUUGGAAAUUCUUUUGUUCCAACACUAGCGAUUCCAAUUGACAUGUUUCCACACACUCUUCACUGUGAGCUGAUUAUCAUUUUUGAGAGAUAACAGUUAAAUGGAGGGCAGAAUUUUCCAAAAGGCUUUUUUUUUUCAUUUCUUUGAAGGAUUCUGACAAUUGUGACACAACAUCUCCAGAUGCUACAAGAAGACAUUGGUGUUGGUGGACUAAUUCAGACAGGAUACAAAUGUGCAUGUUACGCAGAGACAGUAGUCAUGCUGGAAUUACAGCCCAGAACUCUCAA
Messenger RNA from Polypterus senegalus (gray bichir), 1815 nucleotides. RefSeq names its product tRNA methyltransferase 2 homolog B (gene trmt2b). Lineage: Eukaryota; Metazoa; Chordata; Cladistia; Polypteriformes; Polypteridae. Bases 164 to 1621 code for a protein of 485 amino acids. Gene Ontology annotation, molecular function: tRNA (uracil(54)-C5)-methyltransferase activity, S-adenosyl methionine-dependent. The record is from RefSeq and is a predicted model, not a curated record. The transcript is spliced from 2 exons. Gene Ontology annotation, biological process: RNA processing.